AUGUAUGCAUCAAUAGAAGGUCAUCUCGAAAUUGUUCAAUAUCUUAUCUCUAUUGGAGCUGAUAAAGAAGCAAAGGAUAAUGAUGGAUAUACUCCACUCCUUCGGUCAUCAGAAAAAGGUCAUCUUGAAGUUGUUCAAUAUCUUAUCUCUAUUGGAGCUGAUAAAGAAGCAAAGGAUAAUAAAGGGAGAUCAUUAAUGUAUUUCGCAAAAGAUAAUGUCAAAAAAUUUCUAAAAUAUGUGGUCAUUUCAGAGUGA
Molecule: messenger RNA, 255 nt
Organism: Trichomonas vaginalis G3
Lineage: Eukaryota; Parabasalia; Trichomonadida; Trichomonadidae
Product: ankyrin repeat protein family
Exons: 1
Coding region: 1-255 (84 amino acids)
Molecular function (GO): protein binding
Source: RefSeq, a predicted model, not a curated record